AUGGAUUCCUUAGCGCGACUUGUCGUCGCUCUGUCGAGUCAGUCAGGCGACUCGUCUCACAUUGCUGGUGCUUUGAUACUCUGUGACACUGCCCAUGCCAUCGUACUAUCCGAUCCCACGAUCCCCGCGGACCUCAAGGCCUUUCUGAACGGAGCAGUGGCCAAUGACAAUACGCGUGUCGAUUUCAUCACGCUCCCACCAGAUUAUGCGCAACAAGUGUAUAAUGGUAUUGCACCAAAGAGGGCCAAGAACCCUGAGGACGACACUUUGGCCAAACGAUGGAAUAAAGAGCCGCGAGAGCCGAAACUUGUUGAGGUACUUAGCUAUAUGGGCGAUGAUGCAAAGGAAGCCUUCGUGACCAAAUAUUGCCAAGCCAAUAAGCCUUUCUACGCGGUGACGGUAAUCAAAUCGACGGAGAUGAUUGCCGCAGUGUUCAAGGCCACUGACGCCGUGGAUGAUCGUCUGAAGCUGUUCGACAGACUAUCUCAACGACUCAUUGAUCCAGAUAAGCUCGUGUCACUCCGAGAGCAAAUCGUUGGGCAAGGGAAAUUCAAUCAGGUGAUGCUACCUGAUAAUACGAAGAGACCAGUCGUACUUCUUUGGUCUCGAUACAGUGGCAGCGACACAGAGAACGGCCACAAUCCGUCCGGUGACAGCGACCUGACUGGACAGGCACAACUCAUUGAGCUGCUGGGAAACCCCUCAAACCACUAUGAAGUUAUCUCAAUUGGACACAACUCCAAAAAUGGCACGGACAAGGAACGCAAAGAGUCGCGUGCCCCGUGUGACCUGGGAGAGUUUUAUAUCAUAGACGCCGAGCAGAAAACCUUCAUGAGUCGUGCAACGCAGAACGCAUUACUCGCUGCUCUGAUGGAAAGAUACCCUGGUAAUCUCUACCAAUUGGGUCAGAAGACUGGUGGGAUGGAUCAUGCUGCCCUGAUUGGUAUGCCGACUCUGUAUAUUGAGGAAGACGGCGGCAUCUCCGGUGGUCGCAUGCGGCCCUGGAGAGAUUUGGGGCCCAAACUGAUGUAUUGCCAGGCCAUGGUCGAAGAGCCGCCAACUUUCUUGGGCAAAGCCAUUCACAGCCUUCCGAAAACCACUGGUCUCGAACCACCGAUUCUCUUGAACAUGGAGACUGAAUUGAGGAAGGGCAAUCCAAGCUUUAGGGCCCAGUGGCGAAUGUUUGCGGUACUGAUGAAACUGCGAAGCUCCCUGGGUGUUUUUGAAUACUUCUCCGACCUUUUGAACAUCGACAAGUUGAGUGAUGAUGAGAAGAACAGCGAUUUGGAAACAGAGGAAAAAAUUAAGAACGAACAAAAUCCGGAUGACCAGAGAAAGCUCAAAGAGGAAUUUGAGUUGAUGCGAAGCAAGAGACCGUCCAUGAAGCUGUUGAACUCAGUGCGAGCCGCGUCUCCUGACCAACGAAAGGAAUGGUAUGAUGAGAUCCAGAAGAUUAACGCAACGAUGAAUGGCGGGCUUUGCCCGCAUGGUUAUCUACAAAACGAUCUCCACAAGAUUGAGAAGGGAUUAGAGACGUUGAUCAAGGAGUACCAGAAGAAAGAUACAAUCAUUCGAAAGCUUGGUGGAGAAUAUAUUGCCAGGCCUUAG
Molecule: messenger RNA, 1608 nt
Organism: Fonsecaea multimorphosa CBS 102226
Lineage: Eukaryota; Fungi; Ascomycota; Eurotiomycetes; Chaetothyriales; Herpotrichiellaceae
Exons: 2
Coding region: 1-1608 (535 amino acids)
Source: RefSeq, a predicted model, not a curated record